AUGCCAGGCAGCUUCGUGGGCAGAAAAGUCCUCAUUACGGGCGCUGCCAGUGGAAUAGGCCGCGCUACGGCCAUCAAGCUCGCCGCCAAGGGGGCCUCACUCUCACUUUGCGACAUCAAUGAGGACGCCCUCGCCAAAGUAGCGGCGGAGCUGUCCACAGAAGGGACACACACGGUAUUCCAGUGCGACGUGGGAUCGAGCGCGCGUUGCGAGGCCGCCGUGCAGCACACGCUGUCGGAGCUGGGCGGGCUCGAUUUUGUCUUUAAUUGCGCAGGCGUCAACCCGACGGCCCUGGCCAUCACGGACACGACGGACGAGUACUUUGACAAGCUGGUCAAUACGAACCUCCGGGGUCCUUAUAAUAUCACCAGGGCCGCUGUGCCGCAUCUCAAGGCCGGAACUGCCAUUGUCAAUGUGUCUAGCCAGGCAGGGAUACGGGCCACCAACGGGUUUUCUAUUUACUGCGCAACAAAAUUUGGCAUCAUUGGCUUCACGAAAGCCAUGGCGCUCGAGCUGGGCCCAAAGGGUAUCAGGGUCAACGCCGUCGCACCAGGUCCGAUAGAUACGCCCACGAUGGCUGGCAAUGUGGCGGGUGGAGAUGCCAACGAGCGGCUCGUGGCCGAUAUCGCCUUGGCGCGGCUGGGGCAGCCCGAGGAGGUUGCCGACGUGGUUGUGUUCCUCUUUAGUGAGGAGAGCAAAUUCAUGAAUGGCAGUAUUGUCGAGGUGACUGGAGGGUCAAGAUAA
This is a messenger RNA of Pestalotiopsis fici W106-1, 744 nucleotides long. RefSeq lists its product as uncharacterized. Gene Ontology annotation, molecular function: oxidoreductase activity, acting on the CH-OH group of donors, NAD or NADP as acceptor. NCBI's taxonomy places the organism in Eukaryota, Fungi, Ascomycota, Sordariomycetes, Amphisphaeriales, Sporocadaceae. Bases 1 to 744 code for a protein of 247 amino acids. The transcript has 3 exons. The record is from RefSeq and is a predicted model, not a curated record.